AUCACGCCUGCCCAGUCCAGUCCGUCUUGGCCCAUACAUAUAUAUAUAUACCUCGGCACCUCGCAUGCACCGAGAAUGGCAGUAACAAAACAUAGCACAAAGCUGUCGAGGCUGAAAGGCUACCCAAGCACAAGCGCUUGGCAAGUAGCAGCUAGCUCUCGUUUCUCAAGCCGCCGCGGGCCUCUCCUCUCUUGCCUGCUCGCUCUCGCGCGCGACCAUCGGCAGUGAGAGCAGUGAUGGCCCUGCUGGGGUUCAUGGGCGUCGACGAGCUGGUGGUGACGGUGGCGCCGGUGGCCGUGUAUUGGGUGUACUCGGGGAUCUACGAGGUGCUGCUGCGGCGAACCACGGUGCUGGACAAGUACAGGCUGCACUCGAGGAGGGACGAGGAGACCAAGAACAUCGCCUCCAGGAAGGACGUCGUCAAGGGCGUGCUCCUGCAGCAGGCCAUCCAGGUCGCCAUCUCGGUCGCUGUGCUCAAGCUGACGGGCGACGGAGACGGUGCCGCCGCCGACCGCGCGGCGAGCCUGACGCCGGAGCCGUUCCUGGUCGUGGCGGCGCGGUUCGGAGUGGCCAUGCUCGUGCUGGACGCGUGGCAGUACUUCAUGCACCGUCUGAUGCACUCGAGCCGGUACAUGUACCGCCGGUUCCACUCGUGGCACCACCGCGUGGCCGCGCCGUACGCGUUCGCGGCCCAGUACGGCCACCCGGUGGACGGCGUGCUCACGGAGACGCUGUCGGGCGCGGCGGCGUACCUGGUCUCGGGGAUGUCUCCGCGCGCCGCGGCGGCAUUCUUCGUGUUCGCCACCGUCAAGGGCGUGGACGAUCACUGUGGCGUGGCGGCACCCUGGAACCCGCUGCACGCCGCGUUCGGGAACAACACGGCGUACCACGACGUGCACCACCAGCGCGGCGGCGGGCGACGCAACUUCUCGCAGCCCUUCUUCGUGGUCUGGGACCGCUUGCUCGGAACGCACGCCCGGUACGCCGUGCUCCCUAGGGACGGCGGUGGGUUGAAGGUUAAAAUCUUCGAGGAUCAGAUGCACUAGUACCCCACCUUUUUGCAAUAUUGCAGCCUGGCACCACGCCAGGCUGACCUCGUCUACCAUUUUGUUCUGGCUU
Phragmites australis (common reed) is the source of this 1119-nucleotide messenger RNA. RefSeq names its product sphinganine C4-monooxygenase 1-like. Gene Ontology annotation, molecular function: iron ion binding; oxidoreductase activity. Gene Ontology annotation, biological process: lipid biosynthetic process. NCBI's taxonomy places the organism in Eukaryota, Viridiplantae, Streptophyta, Magnoliopsida, Poales, Poaceae. Bases 237 to 1046 code for a protein of 269 amino acids. The record is from RefSeq and is a predicted model, not a curated record. The transcript has 2 exons.